AUGGCAAAGACAAAAAGAGAGAAGAAGAAGCAAGAUCCUGUGGCAGCAGAUCAGGUGCUGCUUAGUGGAGAAAUACUGAAUUCCAGUAUUUCGGAAGUCGCCAGAACAGUGGACGGCAGCGGGUAUGCCUUUGUACGUCUGAAUUGUUCCGGGAAAAAUAUUACGAAGAUUCCAGAAGAGAUUUCAACUUACGUGCAUCUGCGCUACAUUGACGUAUCUGAUAACCAUCUAGAUGAUAUCCUCCCCCUCACAAAGUUACCUUAUGUUCUCUCUCUCAAUGCUGCGCGUAACAACAUAAUCGAUAUCUCUUGCUUGGCCGAUGAGACGUGUUUGCCGUCCUGCGCUGUGCUAAAUUUAUCAAAUAACUCGAUUUCCACGCUCUGUACGAUUGCUUUGCCACACUUGGCCAAGCUUACUCUUGAUGGGAACCCCUUUGUCUCGUUCGAAGGUGUCGACAGACUACCUGAGUCUCUGACACAUUUAAGCAUGAGGGACACGCAUCUAAGCACUCUUGCACAUUUGCCGUCGCUCCUUAAUCUUGCCUAUCUUUCUCUCGCGUACUGCCGUAUCGAGUCUCUCACUGACGUUAGCAUGCUGGGUGCGCUAAAAGUUCUUGACAUUAGUGGGAUUCGCCUUCCCGACUUCGGAUCUCUAAAGGUGCUUCUCCUGCUGCCAUCUCUUCAAGAGCUCACUGUUUCCUCCAUUGAUCCGGGAAUGUCUGACGAAGAUUUCAGACAAGAGAUCCUGGUGAUACUCCGGAGACUGCACAAGCUGAACGGAGUUGACGUUACUCCCGAAGAAAAGAAACGGGCCAAGGCGGUCAAGCUCCACAGAAAGAGGGAACAAGAGAAGGCCGAGGAGCAAAAGCGAAUACACGAAGAGGAAGAAGCAGGCCACGAACCCGAAAAAGAGCCUGCCGAUGAAGACAGCCACGCCGGGGCAGAUGUUGCUGAUGAUAAACAGGAGCAAGACGCUUGA
Messenger RNA from Toxoplasma gondii ME49, 978 nucleotides. Its product is annotated as leucine rich repeat-containing protein. The transcript has a single exon. The record is from RefSeq and is a predicted model, not a curated record. The coding region runs from base 1 to 978 and encodes 325 amino acids. NCBI's taxonomy places the organism in Eukaryota, Apicomplexa, Conoidasida, Eucoccidiorida, Sarcocystidae. Gene Ontology annotation, molecular function: protein binding.